Clonostachys byssicola is the source of this 1932-nucleotide messenger RNA. The record is from the annotation of a GenBank genome assembly. Lineage: Eukaryota; Fungi; Ascomycota; Sordariomycetes; Hypocreales; Bionectriaceae.
AUGAGAGUGCCUCGAGUGAGCUCUCUCGCGUAUGCGUGGUGCAUCGCCACAUCACUGCCGGUCGCCAGUGCUUUCCAGGAGGCAAUUGCGGCCGAGCAGCUCUUGGGCUCGCACUUCGGCGUCCCCGGCCUCCCAGGAGCGUACGACUACGUGAUCCUCGGAGGCGGCACCGCUGGCAUCACUCUGGCGCACCGGCUCGCCUCUGACGGGCGAUACACGGUCGCGCUGGUAAACGCGGGCGACUUUGCCGAGUUCGCCAAUGGAAACUUCUCCGAGGUCCCAGCCCUCGCCUCCAUGUUUGGGGGCUCGAACCCGUUCCUGAAGAAUCCGCAGCUGGACUUUGACCAGUAUACCACGAAGCAAUCGCAACUCGACGACAGGGCGCUAUACUACACCAUCCCCAAGGUUCUGGGAGGCGCGAGCUCCCGUAACUACCUGUGGUUCCCUCGCGCACACGAAGGCGCGCUGGCAAAAUGGGCUGAGCUGGUGGGAGACGAGUCCUAUCUGUUCCCCAAUUUCCUGCGCUAUUACCUCAAGGUGGGCAGCUUCACGCCGCCAAACACAAAGACGCGGUUCGCCAAUGCCUCGACACCGUACGACGCGGCCGCCUUUGCCAAGGGCGGCGGCCUCGUCCAGGUCGGCUACCCCAACUGGGCCAACCCUAUUUCAUCCUGGCUCGAGAAGGGAUUCGAGGGCAUUGGCCUCAAGCCUCUGGCCGGCGCGCUGGCCGAUGGCAAGAUCUUUGGUUACGCCUACCCACCAUCAUCCAUGGACUCCAAGACGCAGUCGCGAAGCUCGUCCUCUACGUCCUACCUCCGGGAUGCACUGGUCAAGACCACCAACUUGAACAUCUACAAGGAUACGCUGGCCAAGAAGAUCCUCUUCGAUGGCAAGAAGGCCGUUGGCGCCACAGUCGAAAGCGGCGGCGUCGAGUAUCAGCUCACGGCGAACAAAGAGGUCAUCGUUUCGGCGGGAUUCGCAAGAUCGCCACAGCUCUUGAUGGUGUCCGGUAUUGGCCCUCAUGCUACGCUCAAUGGCCUCGGAAUUGAUACCGUCGCUGACCUCCCCGGAGUUGGCCAAAACAUGAUGGAUCACAUCGUCAUGUCCCCCUCGUACGCCGUCAAUGUCCUGACCCACAACUCCUUCUCGGACGCUGCUGUCUACGUCGACCAUCUCAUCCAAUACCGCCAAAGCCUGACCGGAAUGUUCACCAACAACGGCGGAGACGUCCUCGCCUUUACCAAGUUUGACGACGACGCCAUCUCGCAGUCGACGCGGGCGGACAUUGACAAGUUCUCCACGGACUGGCCGCACGUCCAGUUCAUGCCCCUCGACGCCUACGUCGGCAACUUUGAGGACAGCAUGGCCGCGCCGGCGGGCAACUACGUCUCUCCCAUGGUCGCCCUCCCCGCCCCCUUCUCGCGCGGCAACGUCACGAUUGCAUCGGCCGACACCAAGCAGAACCCCGUCAUCUCGCCCAACUGGCUGCUCGACCCGCGCGACCAGGAGAUGGCCGUCGCGGCCUUCAAGCUCUCCCGCAAGGUCAUGACGCAAAACGCCACCAGCCCCGUCGUCAUCGGCGAUGAGGUGUUCCCCGGCCUCGACGUUGCGACCGACGAGCAGAUCCUCGCGGCUAUUCGGAAGCAAGCCUUCCCCGUCUCGCAUGGCAGCUGUACCUGCGCCAUGGGUCCGUCGACCAAUGAGAUGGCCGUGGUAGACACAAGUGCCAAGGUCCACGGCGUGGAGGCUUUGCGGGUUGUGGAUGCCUCAAUAUUCCCUGUUUUGCCGCCGGGCACACCAUCUCAGACAAUUUACGCCCUGGCUGAAAAGAUUGCCGACGACAUUUUGAACGGACCUUCUCGCUCGCCAGAGGAUACCUACUCUUCGUCUCGACAAGAGCGCAACUCCAAGGAUAGCAAGGAUGAGCUCUAA